Oreochromis aureus is the source of this 2480-nucleotide messenger RNA. RefSeq names its product sodium- and chloride-dependent GABA transporter 2-like. NCBI's taxonomy places the organism in Eukaryota, Metazoa, Chordata, Actinopteri, Cichliformes, Cichlidae. Gene Ontology annotation, cellular component: membrane. Gene Ontology annotation, biological process: sodium ion transmembrane transport. The transcript has 13 exons. The coding region runs from base 43 to 1650 and encodes 535 amino acids. The record is from RefSeq and is a predicted model, not a curated record.
UUUAAUUGAGUAAGCUUGUUACUCAGAAGCUGCACAACAGAUAUGUUUGCUGUGUAUGUUUUUAAUUCAGGUGCAUUCCUGGUGCCAUAUCUGGUAUUUGUGGUAACCUGUGGUGUACCUGUGUUCCUGCUGGAGACAACUAUAGGGCAGUUCACCCAGGAGGGUGGCAUUACCUGCUGGAGGAAGCUUUGCCCACUAGCACAAGGGAUUGGCUUUGGUGGACAGCUAAUCCUCUUCUAUAACUGUAUGACCUACAUCAUUAUUCUGUCCUGGGCUUUGCUCUACCUCGUGUUCUCCUUCAGCUCUCAGCUUCCUUGGGCCUCCUGCAACAACUACUGGAACACAGAGGGCUGUGUAGACUUUUCAACACAAAAUAACACCGUCCACUGGACCAACCAGACAAACUCGACCUCUGCAGCCACCGAAUUUUGGGAACGACGAGUGCUGAUGAUCUCAGGGGGCAUUGAGGAAAUAGGCAGCAUCCAGUGGGAGGUGCUGUUGUGCCUCAUUGCUAUGUGGAUCGUCUGCUACUUUUGUGUCUGGAAAGGAGUCAGAUCUACAGGAAAGGUGGUAUAUGUCACAGCUACCUUCCCCUAUGUGAUGUUGUUAAUUCUGCUGAUUCGUGGCCUCUCUCUUCCCGGAGCAUUAGAAGGAGUGAUGUUUUAUCUUCUGCCUGAACCCUCACGACUAAUGGACCCUCAGGUGUGGAUGGAGGCUGUGAGUCAGAUCUUCUUCUCCUACAGUAUCGGUGUGGGUUCCCUAACUGUGCUGGGAAGCUACAACAAAUACAACAACAACUGCUAUAAAGACUCUCUGAUGCUGUGUUUGCUGAACAGUGGUACCAGUGUUGUAGCUGGUUUUGCUGUCUUCUCAGUGCUGGGAUUCAUGGCUCAUGAGCAAGGCGUUCCCAUUGCAGAAGUGGCCGAGUCAGGUCCAGGCCUGGCGUUCAUUGCAUACCCUCAGGCUGUAGCCAUGAUGCCCCUGCCUCAACUGUGGUCCAUCUGUUUCUUUGUUAUGCUCAUUCUCUUGGGUCUGGAUACACAAUUUGUUAACAUGGAGGUGUUGAUGACGUCCUUCAUCGAUAUGUUUCCCAAAGUGUUGCGCAGGGCCGGCCGAAGGGAGAUUUUUCUCCUUCUCUUCUGCCUAAUAUGCUUCUUCUCUCAGCUUGUCAUGGUUACUGAGGGAGGGAUGUUUGUGUUCCAGUUGUUUGACUACUAUGCUUGCAAUGGAGCCUGCCUCCUCUUCCUAUGUGUGUUUGAAACUCUGGCACUGGGUUGGAUAUUUGGGGUAGAUAAGUUGUAUGACAUAAUAAAGGACAUGACAGGGACAGGAGCCAACUACUUCUUUAAACUCUGCUGGCUCUACCUCACACCACUGGUCUCACUGGGCUCUUUUAUAUGUUCUUUAAUCGAGUACCAGCCUCUGACCUUUAAUCGGUGGUACGUCUACCCAUCCUGGGCAUAUGUGCUGGGGUGGGUACUGGCUCUCUCCUCCAUCCUGCUUGUUCCAGGAUGGGCCCUGUAUAAGCUGGGCACUGGGACUGGGACUCUAAGUCAGCGUUUCCAUCAUCUGUGCCAGCCUAAUCUUGAAAAUUUAGAGAACCAAAAGAGGGAAACUGAGCUAGAGACCAUCAGAGAACUUCUGCAGUAGUUCACACUCAACUGAUACAAAAGGUCAUCUGAUACCAAAGUCUUUGUAACACCUACGAUUUGGAGCCAAAUGUAAUGUCACUUUUUUUAUUUUCCUUUACAUUUUUCCACUUCUGUACCCAUUUGAGCUGCAUCAUAGUGAUUCUGGAUACUGAAGCUGCAAAGAAAAAUAUCACUUCAUUUGUACAUUCAUUCUUUCUUCAUUACUUUGCAAAAAUAUAAAAAUAAUGAGGCCUUGGUUAGCAUGUUCAAUUUUAAAGUUAUAGGCAGCUCAGUUACUAAAACAGUGAACAAGUUUGUGUUUGGCUAGUUUGGAGGUGUUACCAGGUGAAUGCCCUCUCUCUCUAAGAAAAGUUUACAAAGUUGGAUCUGAACAAUCUACAAGACUUCUUGAGAAUUGUUUUUGCACAGAUGAGACCAAAGUGGAGAGCGGCACAUUUGGAGAAAACCAAACAGCAGAGCAGCACAAACACCAAUUACUCUAGCAAGAAUUCAAGACAACUGUUCAUAAACAAACGUCUGCAAAUGUCAAUGAACUGAGGCAAUUUUGUAAGAAAAAGUGGACCAAAAUUCCUCCACAAUAAUGUUAUCUGCCUUUGCAACCGAUGCCACAACUGCUGUUAUGGGCCGAUGGAGAGGAACACAUAUGUUUGUGUUACAGAAUGACACAGAAAAUGCUGUUGCAAUUUGAUAUCAUAUGAAACACAGCACUAAGUGGACAGAGGAUUAUUUCUGACAUGGUACCUAUCAAACAAAAUACACGCAAGAUUGCCAGUCUUCUAGCUUGCUUACUUGCCACAAGUGCACUGUGCCACCUACCAAUAGAAAGGA